Messenger RNA from Physeter macrocephalus (sperm whale), 465 nucleotides. Its product is annotated as SUZ domain-containing protein 1-like. The record is from RefSeq and is a predicted model, not a curated record. The transcript has a single exon. NCBI's taxonomy places the organism in Eukaryota, Metazoa, Chordata, Mammalia, Artiodactyla, Physeteridae. Bases 10 to 465 code for a protein of 151 amino acids.
GCGAGUAAGAUGGAAGAUGAGGGGGUCGCUGAGAGGUGGGAGAAGGCGACAGACAGCGGGGAAAUCGACAGAUGGUUGGACAAAAGACUGAAGAUCACACAAAAGGGGAGGAAAUCCAGAUCUCCUCCCAAAGUGCCCAUUGUGAUUCAGCACGAUAGCCUUCCCACGGGGCCCCCUCCACCGAUUCGCAUCCUCAAGAGGCCCACCAGCAACGGUGUGGUCAGAAGCCCCACCUCCACCAGCAGGCCAGCCCUUUUCGUCAAGUCCCUAGCACAGCGGGAGGCAGAGUACGCGGAGGCCCCGAAGCGGAUCCCAGGCAGCGCCAGCCAGGAGGAGGAGCCAGAGCAGCCCAUCCUUGACAGGCCAAGCAGGAUCUCCCAACCCGGAGACAGCAGGCAGCCUAACAGUGUGAUCAGACAGCCUCUGGGUCCUGACGGGCCGCAAGGCUUCACACAGCGCAGAUAA